Molecule: messenger RNA, 2126 nt
Organism: Gossypium raimondii (Peruvian cotton)
Lineage: Eukaryota; Viridiplantae; Streptophyta; Magnoliopsida; Malvales; Malvaceae
Product: putative F-box/LRR-repeat protein 8
Biological process (GO): SCF-dependent proteasomal ubiquitin-dependent protein catabolic process
Cellular component (GO): SCF ubiquitin ligase complex
Molecular function (GO): protein binding
Source: RefSeq, a predicted model, not a curated record
AAUUUUGAUUCAGAAUUUUCAUUUUCUAGAACUCUGACUUCGAAGAUUUAUUAUGAAGCAAUAAAUCAACACAAUUAAUAAAAGCCAACUGAAAUUUGACAUUGACAAUUCCAAGAAGAGCAAAAUUGAAUUGAAGAAGAUGAUGAAGAGAGCUUAAGAACAUGUUAAUGGUAAAUCUCUCCUUUCGCAUUUCUCUACGGUUUUGCCCAGGAUAAAUUACCUGUGGCUGGUUUUUUUUUUUCAGUUUUAGGUUUAGUUAGUUGCCGUGGAUGGGCCAGUCAGUUUCGUCGGCGAAACUCACGGCUCGUCGGGAUUGUAAUCAUAGUCAACGGUCUUACUCCAAAUCAGCGGUUCUGAUCUCUCCGAUGAAAACCGAGGAAGCUGAAGUGAUUGAUGAAUUAUCCGAUUUCAUAUCGGAUCUACCGGACGAAUGUUUAGCUUGUGUUUUUCAGUCUCUUACUCCGGCUGAUAGGAAACGGUGUUCCCUUGUUUGCCGCCGGUGGUUGAGGAUUGAAGGUCAGAGUCGUCACCGGCUUUCUCUCAACGCUCAAUCAGAUCUACAUCCUUUGAUUCCUUCAAUCUUCUCUCGUUUCGAUGCUGUCACGAAAUUGGCUUUGAAAUGUGAUCGUAGAUCUGUCGGCAUAGGUGACGAAGCACUUGCUUCGAUCUCGGAACGUUGCCGGAAUUUGACUCGUCUUAAGCUCCGAGCUUGCCGUGACUUAACUGAUGCAGGUAUGUUGGCUUUCGCUAAAAACUGUAGAGGUCUAAAGAAGCUUUCGUGUGGAUCUUGUACUUUUGGAGCUAAAGGCAUGAACGCCGUGCUCGACAACUGUCCGGCUCUUGAGGAGCUUUCUGUGAAACGACUUCGUGGCAUCAUCGACGGAUCUGCAGCUGAGCCGAUAGGGCCAGGGCUGGCGGCGGCAUCGUUGAAAACGAUUUGCUUAAAGGAGCUUUAUAACGGACAAUGUUUUGGUCCGCUUAUUAUUGGUGCAAGGAAUCUGAGAUCUUUGAAACUUUUUAGAUGCUCUGGUGAUUGGGAUAAGCUUUCUCUUAUAAUGGAUCAGGUCACGAGUAUUAUAGAGAUACAUAUGGAGAGGAUUCAAGUCAGCGAUGUCGGUCUCGAGGCUAUAUCAAACAGUUUAAACUUAGAAAUUCUUCACCUUGUUAAGACUCCGGUGUGUACAAAUGCCGGACUAGGAGCUGUUGCAGAGAAAUGCAAAUUGUUAAGGAAGCUUCAUAUUGAUGGAUGGAAAGCAAAUCGAAUAGGUGACCAUGGAUUAAUCGCUGUUGCGAAAUCUUGUUCUAAUUUACAAGAAUUAGUUCUUAUUGGUGUUAAUCCGACAAAACUGAGUUUGGAAAUGUUAGCUUCGAAUUGUCAGAAUUUGGAACGGUUAGCUCUAUGUGGUAGUGAUACAGUUGGUGAUGCCGAGAUUUGUUGUAUUGCUUUGAAAUGUAUAGCUUUAAAGAAGCUUUGUAUUAAGAGUUGCCCCAUAUCAGAUCAUGGAAUGGGAGCCCUUGCUAGUGGUUGCCCUAAUUUGGUUAAAGUGAAGGUGAAGAAAUGUAGAGGAGUAACUCCGGAAGGGGCUGAUUGGUUAAGAGCAAAUAGAGGUUCACUCUCGGUUAAUUUGGAUAUGGGGGAACAUUUAGAUGUGACUGCCAAUGAUGGUGUGGUACAAGAUAAUGGAGAUGGAAUUCCUCCUGUUGUGGCUGGUCAAAUUGGAGCUCCAGGCAUUGCUUCAAGCAGCACAGCUCGUUCAACAUCCUUUAAGCUUUCAGGGAUUUUGGGUGGGAGGAGUUUCAUGGCUUGCACUUUGAGGAGGUUGGCAAGUAGUAACGGCAGUUCCCGGAGUUAACUUGGAUGGACGACGUGAAGUUGCAAUGAAAAUAGUGGGAAAAACACUCUGGGUCUUGAGCUGGUUACAUUAUAGUGUAUUGUAGUAUCUGAUUCUGUUUCUGUGUAUUUUUUAAAAAUACGUUGUGCUGUUGAUGGCCUUUAGAAUUCAAUCUUCAUCUAAGUGAUAGGUUCUCUUUUAUUUUCCUAUAUUUCUGUUAUUUAGCAAGCUCGCUCAAAUCUUUUUUCUCCGUAUAUGAUCAAUUAUCGAUACAUUAGUUGGAUUUGUGCAGUA